This is a messenger RNA of Letharia columbiana, 1410 nucleotides long. RefSeq lists its product as uncharacterized. Lineage: Eukaryota; Fungi; Ascomycota; Lecanoromycetes; Lecanorales; Parmeliaceae. The record is from RefSeq and is a predicted model, not a curated record. The transcript has a single exon. Bases 1 to 1410 code for a protein of 469 amino acids.
AUGGCCACAACGCCGGACCCAUCAUCUGAAGCGAGACAUGCUCUUACACCUUCUGAAGCGGCUCAUCAUCCACCAAGGCUGCCUUUAAUCAAUCAGCCAACUGCGAAUGAGCGUCCUCAAAUGCCUAUCUCUGAUGCUGGCCGCGAUGAGCGUCGAGAGGCAUACGAAGCACCAGCGAGGGAAGUGGAGGUUCAUGAAGAUUACGACGUCAUUGAGGGAGGCUGGCGACAUGCUUCUUCAGCUUAUGAUCCACUCAUCAUCACCGGAUCCGCCCCUUACGAUAAUCCCCUGCCCUUAAUUGAAGAGCAGGAUGCGUCUACGGGUAAUAACCAACCCGGACAUCUUGAUCCCCCAGAGCCACCAUUUGAAGAACGCUAUGGGUUCGCACCUUUCGACAGUUUCGCUCCUUACGAUAAUUUCUUGCCCUCAAUUGAAGAGCAGGAUGCGUCUACAAGUAUCAACCAACCCGGACUUCUCGAUCCCCCAGAGCCACCAUUUGAAGAACGCUAUGGGUUUACACCUUUCGACAGUUUCGCCCCUUACGAUAAUCUCUUGCCCUUGAUUGAAGAGCAGGAUGCCUCUCCGAGUGUCAAUCAACCCGCGCCUCACGAGCCCCCAGAGCCGUCAUUUGAAGAACGCUAUGGGCUUGCACCCAUUGAGAGUCUCGCCCCCUACCAUAGUCUCUUGCCCUCAAUUGAAGAGCAGGAUGCCUCUCCGAGUAUCAACCAACGCGCGCCUCACGAGCCCCCAGAGCCGUCAUUUGAAGAACGCUAUGGGCUUGCACCCAUUGAGAGUCUCGCCCCCUACCAUAGUCUCUUGCCCUCAAUUGAAGAGCAGGAUGCCUCUCCGAGUAUCAACCAACGCGCGCCUCACGAGUCCCCAGAGCCAUCACUUGAAGAACGCUACGGUUUUGCACCCAUCGACAGUCUCGCGCCUCACGAUACAAUAGGGUCAUUACUUGAUGAAAAUUAUGCACUUGCGAGCCCCAAUCAACCCACGCCUCACGAUACAAUUGGGUCAUCCUCUGGAGAACGCCGUGGGUUUACACCUAUCGAGCGACCCGCGUCUCACGAUACAAUUGGGUCAUUAUUUGAUGAAAAUUAUGCAUUUGCGAGCCCCAAUCAACCCACGCCUCACGAUACAAUUGGGUUAUUAUUUGAUGAAAAUUAUGCAUUUGCGAGCCCCAAUCAACCCACGCCUCACGAUACAAUUGGGUCAUCCUCUGGAGAACGCCGUGGGUUUACACCUAUCGAGCAACCCGCGUCUCACGAUAUCGAUGAGCCGUCAUCUGGAGAACUGCAUAGGUUCACAGGCAUCGACGGACCUGGGCUUUACGACUCUCCUGAUCAGUUGUUUGGAAGGCAGAGUGCAUCUACACAGAACAAGCCUCCUGAUCAACAGGGUCAAUAA